Molecule: messenger RNA, 4137 nt
Organism: Prorocentrum cordatum
Lineage: Eukaryota; Dinophyceae; Prorocentrales; Prorocentraceae
Source: the annotation of a GenBank genome assembly
AUGGCCACGGCGGUGCGAGCGUCGAGGACCAGCGCUGCAGCUGGCGCCCAAGGGGGACGCCAGUCGAGCAAGCUCGCGGCCGCCGCCGCUGCGAGGGCCCUGGGGGCGCUGUCCGCCGCGAGGGCGCUGGGGGUGCCCCCCGCUGAGGAGGCCGACGACUCCGGCGCGGGCAUCAAGGUGUGCGUCCGCGUGCGGCCCUUCAUCAGCGAGGAGAUCGAGGGCGACCGCAGCGGUGGCAAGACCGAGUGUUGCAUCGAAAUGCCGACCGAGACCACCACCGUUAUGAGGCGAGAGGACGAGGAGCGAACGUUCGAGUUCGAUCGCUGCUACUGGUCGCACAGCAGGGACCACCACCUGCACGCCACCCAGAGGACCCUCCAGGAAGAGCUCGGGGAGACGAUGCUGACGCACGCCGUUAGGGGCUUCAACAACUGCAUCUUUGCGUACGGGCAGACUGGUAGCGGCAAGAGCUACAGCGUGCUGGGUGGCCCAGGCGAGGACCGGGGCUUGCUGCCUCGCAUCGUCGAGGGCCUCUUCAGGAGGUUCGCAGAGAUGCCAGAGGAUGUGAAGAAGAAAACGCUAGUGAGCUUCAUGGAGAUUUAUAACGAAGAGAUCCAUGACCUGCUCUGCGACAGAGGGGGAGGCCGCGGGACGUCCAAGGCAUGCCAGAAGCUAGAAGUGCGCUUGCAUCCCACACUCGGAUUGACGAUCCCAGGCCUGAAGGAGAGUCCCGUAGAUAGUUGCGAGAGCGUCAUGCAGCUUGUCAGCAUGGGGAAGGACGCUCGUAUGACGAGCGCCACGGCAAUGAACGUGUCAAGCAGUAGGAGCCAUUGUAUUUUCACUUUCAAGACAAGCUUGGUGGAGCCUGAUGGCACCACGAAGAUGUCACAGACACACUUGGUGGAUUUGGCAGGUUCAGAGCGGGUCAGCCGCACCAAGGCCGAAGGCGAUCGUCUGAAGGAGGGCGCCGCAAUCAACAAGGCUCUCUCGACUUUGGCUAGGGUCAUCUCAGAGCUUGCCAGAAGUGGUAAGAAUAGAGGCAAGCCGCCUUUCCGGGACUCGAAGCUUACCCACGUCCUCAAGGAGUCUUUGUGCGGGAACUCCAAGACUGUGAUGAUGGCAGCCAUAUCCCCGAGCGCAGUCGACUUCGAUGAGACGCUCUCCACAAUGAAGUUCUGCCAGCAGGUAAAGCUGGUGCAGACGAAGGCAGUGGCCAACACCACCAACGAGAACGGCAUCGAGGCGAUGCUCCGGCGCGAGGCCGAAGAUCUUCGCGCCAGGCUGGCCGCUGCCGAGGCCCAUGCUGCGAAUCCGAGCGCCGUAACCCUUGGUGGCCAAUCAGCGGCCUCGGCUGGUUUGGAGUCGAUUGCUAAGGAACAUUGUGCUGGGAGGAUGAGCCUCCUCAAGCAGAGGCUGGAACAGGCAGAACAGCUGUCCAAGUUCUACGGCGACGGCUACGACAAGUGGAUGGCAGAGGAGCAGCUCAGAAUCAAGAGGCGCGCGAGCGUCAGGCAGACGAUGCUCGAUUCGGGGCAGCUCGAGCAGCUCCGGCAGUUCGCGGAGAUGCACGAGCGCGGGACGGACGGCGCCAGCUCGGCCGCGGACGACUCGGGCUCCGACGACGACUGCGAGCCUGGCCCCCCGAGGAGCGAGUACGUGCUCUGCCGCUGCCUCACGAAGCCCGCUGUCGCCGCGGGCCACCUAGACGACGACACGAGCACGAUCUUGGUCGCUGGCCCCAUCGCGCGCGAGCUGCAGUCCGCGCUGGCGCACGGGAGCGGGGGCCUCGACCCCUGGGGUGCGCGGGACCCGCAGAAGCUGAUCGACCGCACCGCGGAGCAGAAGACCGAGCUGUUGGCCAGGUGCUGGAGCGAGUGCGUUGAAGCCGAGAGCGCGGUCUCACGCCUGUCCAAGGAAGAGGCGCCCAAGUUGCUGCUCAUCCCUCACGUUGCCGUGCGGCCAGAUGAGAUCGACCUUACCUGUGAGGUGAUUGUAUCUGCAGAGUACUGCGACGACGGCAUUGCCAUCAGCGAGUGGUUCAAGCCAAGAGAGUUGGAGCAGAUCACGAAGUGGCUUCGGGACUCAUUGCAUUCCGCUGGCCUGGAAGAGGGCGAUCACGGCACGGACGACAACGCAUGGGAGACCGCCGUGUCCACAGUGCUUGAGCGUCCCACGCGCGGUGGCGUCAAGAAGAUGCAGUCGCAGCUGUCCAUGGCGCCUCGACUGUCGACCGUCAAUAUGCUCACCCAGGAGAUAGAGGCGGAGCGCAGGCAACUCACCGAGGCCAAGCUCGAGGCUGCCACCACCGAGCAGCUCCGGCGGGAGCUGGCGCAGCAGCGGGCAGCGAACGACCGGAUGGAGAGCCAGGCCUCCGAGGCCGUCAGAGCCCACCUGAGCCUCGUGUCCGAGGUGUCGGAGGAGCUGCAGGGAGCGCGCAGGAGGGCGCAGCAGCUGCAGGUCACGAGCGAGAACCAGAGGGGCGGGCUGGCGCUGCAGCGGAAGCAGCUCGACGCCGCCCAGCGCGAGGCCGCCGAGGCCGCCGAGGUUGCCGAGGGCCUGUGCGCCCGGGUCGAGGCCUUGCACCUGGAGCUGCGCGGGGCGGAGCACCGGCUGGCCGAAGGCCAGCGCGGCUUGGAGGACGCGCGGGAGCUGCGCGCGCGUCUGGGCGACGCGGAGGGCCGGCUGGCCUUCGCGGAGACACAGGUCGGGGAGGCGGACCGGCUGCGCGCCGAGUGCCAGGAGGCCCAGGGGCGGCUGCGCAUCCUGCAGGGCCGGUGCGACGAGGCCCAGAGGCUGCGCGACGGGCUGGACAGGGCGCAGGCGCAGCUGGCGGAGCUGGCUAACCAGCCAGCCCCGCAGGGCGGAGGCGCCAGGCUGGAGCAGCGGCUCCGGGCGGAGCUCGGCGCCGCCGAGUCCAGGCUCCAGCUCGAGGGCCAGCGAGCCACCGCCGCGGAGCAGCUGCGGUCCGCGCUGGCCGCGGCGACGGCCGAGCUGCGCGAGGAGCAGGGGAGGUCCUCGCAGGCGGGCGUGCUGGGCGCGGAGCUGGCCGCGAUGCAGCGGAGCCUGCGGGAGCAGAGGAGGCGGGCCGAGGAGGGCGACCUCCUCCGCGGCGAGUUCCAGGCGGUGGAGCAGGAGCUGAGCUCGACGCGCGCGGCGGUGCGGGAGGCGGACCGACUGCGGACCGAGCUGGGCCAGGCGCACCGCCAGCUGGGCGUCCUGCGGCAGGGCGCGGCGGAGGCCGCCGAGAGGGCGCAGGUCGAGCUGGCCGGCCAGCUCGAGUUGGAGGCCGACGCGCUGCGAUCGGAACGGGCACGCUGCGGCGAGGCCGCGGCGGAGGCGCACGCCCUGCGUUCGGAGCUGGGCGCGCUGCGGCAGGAGGCGCUGGCGGAGCGCCGGCGCAGCUCCACCUCGUCGGGCCUGAGCGGGGUGUCCACUGCGGCCAGCCUGAGCGGCUCGGGCUGCGCAGCGCUGCCCGCGGAGAAGCGCGCCGGGCCCGACGCGGCGGCGUGGGCCCAGGUGACCGCGCCGACGACGCAGCGGCUGGCGUGGGCAGCGCCGCCGCCGGGGCAUGAGGAGGCGCAUCGGCUGCGCGCCGAGCUCGCCGCGGCCGAGGUGAAGCUCGGCUCGACGCUGCAGCGGCUGGCCGCGCAGGAGGCCCUGGCCAGGGCGCACGACGAGGCGUCGUCGGCGCUGCUCGAGGCCCGGGGCGAGAAGGCCGCCAGGGCGCGGAGCCUCGCGGGGGAGAUCGCCUCCAGCUUCGCGGCCGCGAUCGAGGCCAUAGACGCUGCAAAGAAGGAACCCACCGACGCUUAUCCUGGAGGGCUCCUCUGCCGGGCAGCGGUUGCGAGAGCCCGCCCCGUCGCCGCCGACGGGCCGCGGGCUCGCGCAGGGCUAGGCCAGGCCCUCACCUUGGCCAGGGUUCGCCCGGGUCAGCGCCACAGGCGCGAAUCCAUAAGCGCGCUUCGUGUCCGGCUUUGUCGUCUCCCCCGAGACUCCUCGUCAUCCCCACCUGCCUCGCUGUUCUCUUGUGCCGGCGGGCCGCAGGCUCACGCAGGAUUGGGUCAGACCCUUGUUGUGACUUUUGGCUUGGGCCCGCCCGAGUCAGCGACGCGGGCGCAAAUAUUCUGCUACGCGUAG